UUGAACCAAAGCAUUCCACCAUUUUAUUUCUAAGCUGUGCAUCAUGGCCGUCGAUCAUAAAAAGUUCCAGUUUCCCAGCUUAACAACUGACGAGGCUGUAGCAAAUUGCAAGUCAAUGUUUGGAUCACAAGUUUCAUUAACUGCAGACGACUUUUUACGACCGCAGUUUCAGCAGAUGAAACGUUUCUACAUCGGAGUACUUACAAAUUUUGGUGUUUGCCCAGAACAGCUUACGCAGCCACAUUUCAAGUCCAUGGACUCUUUUGAAUUCCCAGAACUUCAUGAAGAAAGUGCUCCAUUGGUAAUUUUAGCAUUAGCCAUGCAGCGGUUCAUGUUUGCUUGUGGAGUAGAAAACUUCACUAUAUUUGACAUUGUUGCACCAAAACCAAAGCGUACUCUCCAUUGUGUGAGUGCCAUUGUAAAUUACACCAAAUUCAAGGCAUCAAGGGAGCAUAUUUAUGAAAAUGCUGUUGCAGAAGUGGAUGCAGCUACUGAGCAGCAACGACAUUUGCUCACAAGAAACGAGGAACUGAGGAAAAAGAUUUCAGAGCUCAAAGCAAAACAAGCUGAGGAGGAACAGCAAGUACAACAGAUCGGGAGUGAAGUGGAAGAGUUACAGAAUGAUGUCAGUGAACUGAAUAAACAACAGGCCACUGAGGUGAAGAAAUUUCAAAAACUGAAGACCAAUAAUGCAGAACUCUGUUCCAAAAAGGCUGAGGGAAAAGCGCUAAUAGCAGCUCUAAAGCAAGACACGGAUAAUCUUGCAGCCAAGAUAGUCCAGUCACCUGAGAGAUUUAAAGGGGAGUUGGCUCGUCUGACAAUUGCAUUGCAGUCUGUGAGAGAGGCCAGGGAUGAAAGAAGUGCUAGACUACAAGAGAUUUGCACACAGCAAGAUAGCAACUUGCAGUAUACAGAGGAUGGACAGACAGCCAUAAAAAUGAUCAGUGGGAUUGGUGGUGACAUGGAUAAACUGCGUGAGUUGACCUCCAAGCUUGAGGAACUUCAAGAUAAGAACAUCAGCCAAAAAGAGUUGCUGAGAGAUUUGACAGCCAAGAUUGAGCAACUACGCCGACAGCUAGCUUCCAAACAGGAGAAGCUUUCAAGACUGAUGCGGCAGCAUGAUAAGAAGAUUACUGCUACACAUGAUGCUAAUGGUCAGAUAAAAAGGGAACAAGCGUACUUAGAAAAGAAAUUAGCAGAAAAGACAGAAUACUUGGAAGGACUUGACAACCAGAUAAACAACCUAAUACAAAUGGUCAAGGAACAGGAAGAUCUUCAUGAACAAGACAUGAACAAGCUACGCACAGCAUACCAACAGUUGUUAGCACAGCUUGAAAGCUACCACCAAGGACUCAAUAGAGGCUGGGACAAAGUGAUAAAAGCCAGUAGCAGAUAAGCUUUACAGCAAUGAUCUGUUCAAAAAAAGCGCUAAUCUAUGAAGUUUGAAUUGUUUCAAAUCUUUUUAAAACAUCGUAUUAUUAGUUGUACACGGCUAGUGAUGGUGUUGGAAUGCACAUGCCCAGACCAGCUUAAUUCGAAGAACUGUGUCGCUAGUAAAGAAUGCAAACAGUGCAACAUUAGAAUCACAGUCGCGUAAGGAAUGUGGUGCUAUAAAGAAAGUGCUACAAUGCAUAGUUUCAUGAUUAUUGUUGUUCACAGGACCACUUGUACAUUUAUAGGAACGUCUUUUCCGCAAAUCAUAGCUGAGAAAAAGUGCAGUGUUUUGGACACAAAUUCAGCUAUUCUCUUCAGUCUGAAGGUGUUAUGUAAUAUCUCUGUAGAUCUACAUGUAUUAGACUUCGGAUUUAUGUAACAUAUGAAAAGUUUGAAAUACAUUGAGUUCAGCAACUUC
Molecule: messenger RNA, 1852 nt
Organism: Stylophora pistillata
Lineage: Eukaryota; Metazoa; Cnidaria; Anthozoa; Scleractinia; Pocilloporidae
Product: kinetochore protein Nuf2-A
Cellular component (GO): kinetochore; Ndc80 complex
Source: RefSeq, a predicted model, not a curated record